Molecule: messenger RNA, 1978 nt
Organism: Micropterus salmoides (largemouth bass)
Lineage: Eukaryota; Metazoa; Chordata; Actinopteri; Centrarchiformes; Centrarchidae
Gene: zmat5
Product: zinc finger, matrin-type 5
Exons: 6
Coding region: 263-790 (175 amino acids)
Cellular component (GO): U12-type spliceosomal complex
Molecular function (GO): zinc ion binding
Source: RefSeq, a predicted model, not a curated record
ACCCUCCAAAGAUACCGUACUUGGGGAACUAGUAUCAGGAAGUAGGACGAUUUGUUUGUCUUUUUCAAACCGGUGAGCUUUAUACUGUACGUGGUCUUUCAAAGCAAGGAUCACAGUGGAGGACAGCUCUAGUUCGCCAAUGGUUUGUCGUUUUAAAUUCAAUGUAACUUACACAGUGACUGAAAGCAAACGACCAGUGGUGUGACAGUAAGCAUCGCUUUAAAAGGUGACAUCUUGCUGGAUUGAGCACAUUACCUGCACCAUGGGGAAGAGAUACUACUGUGACUACUGUGACCGGUCCUUUCAGGAUAACAUGCAUAACAGGAAGAAACAUCUGAAUGGUGUUCAGCAUCACAGAGCUAAAAAGGCCUGGUAUGACCAUUUUAGAGACUCUUCAGCCAUUCUGUAUGAUGAGCAAACAAAGAAACCCUGCAGGAAGUUUCUCCAGAAAGGAAUUUGUGAUUUUGGCCCUAACUGCAGGUUUUCUCACAUGUCUGAAGCGGAUCUGUUUAACUUAAAAAGACAGGUGGAAGAUGAAAGACAGCUCAGAGAGGACGCUGUAGACAGAAUUAUGCCUGGGAGAAGUAUAGAAGAAUGGCUCUCUAGAAGGGAAAAGAAGCGAACUGCCCUCAGCACCAAAGGAGAUCUAAAAGAUAAGGGAGACAGCGAAGAUGGCCAAGCAGAAAGUGACGUACCUCAACAGCUCCUCUCCAUUCCUGACCUUCCACCCUCUCUUCUGCCUCCUCCUCCAGGAGGAUGGAAAGUCAAAGUGGACACAGAAUGGGGUUGAACGAUUCACUUCGUGUAGCUGAUUUAAAUGAAUAAAUGUUUGUAUUUACAUAAAGCACAGUAAGGCAAAUCUGAGAUUUGGGAUUUUUAAACAGGCAAUGCAAAAAACCUCAUAACUAAUAUUUGUGUUGCUGAUUGCUCCACAAAUCUGGAGUAGAGGGCCUUUACAGUGAGACCCCUCUAAGGAGUUACAUUUGAUGUCAUGUUAGUCCCAAAAGGAUUGGCGGAGUGCUGAGCAGAUGGAAAUAUUUUUUGUUUUACUUUAAUCCUGUGCUGCGUCACGGGGAGAAUCACUGAUCUGACUAAUUUUUAUUUAUAACCCAGCCACUGGGAAACACCAUUUUACUUCAGAAGUAGUAAAGAUGGCAAACUAAUGAUCUAGAUUAAAUGUCAUUAUGAAAGUUUUUAUAGUUGGAAAGUUAAUACAGGUUUGUCAAUGAGCCUCAGGCAGAUCCCUUGGAUUUGUGACUAAUAUAUUUAUAAUUGUCAUUGGCUUUUUAGGUUAUCCCUUGUAGCUGGGGUUUUGCUGAUAUGGAUGUACCCUGAACUGUUUCCACAUUUGUUGUACAGCUAAUGCAGUGUUUUAAGCAGAAUACUAGACAGAUUGCUUUAUGUGUUUUCUUUCUUUCUGUUUUGUUUCAUUUUGUUGAACUCUUAUUCUGCUUCUCGGCCAGGUCACCUGAGUACAAGAUGUCUGUGAAUUUAAUUGGACUUAAUCUACCUUCUUGCCUAGUUUAAAGGUACCCUGUGGUAUUUUGACCAUUAUUAGCACAAUAGAGCAAUGUUUUUACAUGUGGGUUUUGUUUUUAUUGUGCACACACGCAUGGGGACGUGUACAACCUGCCUUGAUUGCAGGCUAUUCCACUUAUUGACAGUUGUUGGUAGUGACAGGCUAACAAACCCAGCAGUGCCACUGCAAAGACAGUGAACAAGGCUGAUAUUUGUUAGACCUCAAGGAUGCACACGAUGGAGUGAGAAACACUGAAUGUACACAUACGUUUUGUUUGUUUAUAGGAAAACUCGGUACCUUCUUAAAAUUAGGGUUAGGCCAUAAGAAGUUCAGUUUCAGUCAUAUUUAAGUACUGAGCUUGUGGAUUUAUCCAUGGUGGACCCUGUUUGUAACGUAACAUAAAUCUUUUGUCUCUGUAGCAUUAUGUUGUAUCUAUUAAAUGUCUACUUGUAGACAAUC